Plasmodium gallinaceum is the source of this 1527-nucleotide messenger RNA. Its product is annotated as ERAD-associated E3 ubiquitin-protein ligase HRD1, putative. The transcript has 4 exons. The coding region runs from base 1 to 1527 and encodes 508 amino acids. The record is from RefSeq and is a predicted model, not a curated record. NCBI's taxonomy places the organism in Eukaryota, Apicomplexa, Aconoidasida, Haemosporida, Plasmodiidae.
AUGGAGAUAAAUAUGAGAUUAUAUAUAUUCUUAAGUCAUGUAGGAUUAGCUUUUAUUUUAAUGUAUUCUUUUAUUAAAUAUGGAGAAUUUUAUUCAUCAGUAGUUUAUUUAUCUACUGAAAAGUUUCCUAAAACUAUAAUUUAUAAUUUUUUAUUAAUGAUAUUUAUAGUAUUCUGUAAGUUAUUAUUAAACAUUUUUAUUGGAGAAUUAAGAUAUUUAGAAGUAGAACAAUUAAUAGACAAUGCAAGAGCUUUUAUAAUGGAUACAAUUUUAUUCUUAGUCUUGUCGAAGCCUACUAUAAAUGGAAAAGAAGUUUCUUCAAUUAUUUUAAUUAAAUAUUUGUCUAUUAUUGUUAUUCUUAAGGCAUAUCAUCUGGUUUUAUAUUCUCGAGUUUCCCAUAUAUUUGAAUUAGGUGUACCGAGAACGAGGGUUUUAGUUAGACUUUUUAUUUUCAUGUGUUUGCUUUCAGUAGCUAACUUAACUAUGUUUACAUACUUUUAUAAAUAUUCUUUAAAAAAUUCCACUAUGUAUCUUUGGUUGUUUUUUGAAAGUUUAAGUAUAUUUGAAUCUUGUCAAAUAUCAAUUUUCAAGUUUUUUGUAAAUAUUAUUGAUUUAAGAUCCCCCAAUGGAUUACCUUCUAAAGCAACAAUUUUGUUUUUUCUAGAUAUAUUACAUGAUAUUAUGAGUCUUAUUAUAUUUUUAGUUUUUAUUAUAGUAUUUAUUUUAAAUAAUUUCAGCAAUUUACCAUUGCAUAUGACAGCAGAUAUUAUACAUGUUGUAAAAACAUUAAUAUCUAGGUUUAAAUCAUUUCAGAGAUAUAGAGAAUUAACAAAAAAUAUAGAAAGUAAAUUUAUUGAUGCAACUGAAGAAGAAAUAAGAGAAGUAGGUACUUGUAUAAUAUGUAGAGAUGAUUUAAAAGAAGGAUCUAAAAAAUUAUCAUGCUCUCACAUAUUUCAUGUUGAAUGCUUAAAAUCAUGGUUUAUACAACAACAAACAUGUCCAAUAUGUAGAAAUGAAAUCAAACCAUACACAAACACAAAAAAUAAGAACAAUGAUACCAAUGAAAUUGAAAAAAAGGAAGAAAAAUUAAACCAUAUUAGUGUAACAGAAAUAAUUCAUAAAGCACCCUUUUUACCUAACGAGGAUUCUCCAUAUUUAAACGAUGUAUAUCCAAUGAAUAAUUUUAACUUAAAAGAAGAAAACUACGAUUGUUUUAAACAAAAUAUUGAUUUAAAGGAACGAAUAAAAAUAUUGAGUGAUUUAUGUGAUUAUUAUAAAGAGUUAAGUUUAGCUUGUUUAAAAGAAAUUGAUAAAAUUAAUCACACCACUGUGCCUGCAAAUAUAAUGCUAAGAAAUAUAUAUGGUUCUUUAAAUUAUAAUAUAUUAAACAAUACAGAAGAAAAUGAAAUUCAAAAAUAUCUAAAUAAAAUAUCACAUAUACCUCAGAUGGAUGUGUUUAAGAAUUAUCUUGAAAAAAUUUUAAUUACCGAUAUGAAAUACAUAAAAGACAUUUGUGCAUUAAUAUAG